UGCCUCCUCUUCAACUUUAAGCCAUGAAAGUGCGAAUCACGACCUCAGCCUUUAGAAACAAUCCCAGCUAACAUUUCCGUCGUCGUGGAGACCCCCGAUUUCCGAUCACUUCCGGGAUUUACCGAACUGUACGCUUCAUUUCUUCAUGAGUGGAGAAAAAUGGCUUUUGAAUUGUCCGAAGAUCAGUUAAAAACAGCGGAAAACAAGCUGAAGAGAUAUUUACCUAUGUCGCAGCAGGUUUACGGUUUCCUGGUGCUCAGAAACAGAGUCAGAUCCGACCCUGUACGGGUUUUAGUGGACAGGUGGCCACAGUUCCGCGUCAUUGUGUGCAAACCACACGGUGAACAGAACAGUGACCUCUUCAAAGAUGCACUGCUUUUUGCAACUGAUGCUGCUGUUCUAGAGGAAAUCCUCAGCAAGUCAUCUGUUUUUGACUGGAGCAAGUACUUUUGUGUUGGAACCAGUGUUUCCCACACUGAGAUAUUCAAAGCAGUGGCAUCAGCAAAGGGUGUACCCUGUAAAAGAGUGGCAACAUGUUACUUGAUGACACUGGAAGAUGUGAGCAGGCUUCCCUCUGUAGAUAGUUCAGGGAUCUCAAUAAGCUCUCUUGAUGAAUCGCACAUUGGCUUGGUGAACCAAACGUGGAAGUUUGGAAAGGACGAUGUGGCCGUUGCGAUGAUCCGCAACAUGAUUGCAAACUUCCCCUCCUGCUGCGUGCUGGAUGCUGAAAGAAAGCCUGUGUCCUGGAUUCUGACCUAUCCAUCAUGUGCUAUAGGAAUGCUUUACACGCUGCCAGAGCACAGAGGGAAAGGCUAUGCCAAAAUCCUGGUCAGCAGCUUGGCCAAGAGGAAUCAUGCCCUGGGCUACCCAGUUUACAGCUUCAUAGAAGAGGAGAAUGCUGUGUCCUACAGGCUCUUUGUAAACCUGGGCUUCACUGAAGAUCCCUCUUACAGGGAAGCCUGGUUUGAAUUCAAUAAAUUUCAAAUAUUUCAAUGAGGGACAGAGUAGAAGUAAAACAAAAUUACACCACACCUUUUUCUAUUAAUAAGUUAAAGUCACAAUGUGAGCCAGUUCUUUUAGAAAACAGUUGGAAUAAAGACGAUUGCCAGAUUGUUGGGUUAGUAGCUCUUUUUUGGCCCUCUUAAUGCCCUGGAACAUUUCUCUCAUUUAUAAAAAGUGUGAUCACUUCUGGUCUGUUAUCUAUUAUGACUGUAUAGCCUCUUAAGUGUACAGAAAAUCUCCUGGAAAAAUUGCAUUAAACCUGGACUGCAAAAAUUAAAGAGUAAGUGAAGAAGACGUUGAUUGACAAAAAUAAUACAAACGUAGCAGUCUGAGACUGCGUACCACAGAUAAGGCUGAUAAUUGCAUGCAUGUUCUGAGUGUCUGGAUCCAGUAGGAUCCACAUCUGGAUCUGAAUGAGUAUGUGAUUUCUUGGAGAAGACACUGUUUCCUUGGGGCUUGCUUUUGGGUCAGAAAAGGCACCUCUAAGUAGCUUUAUUUUCAAGCUAACUUCUCCCAAUUUCAUUUUGAUAUAUUUGUCAAAAUAUGGUGUGAAAUGUCCAGUUUCCCCCUAUUUCAGAAUAGUAAAGAACCUUUCCACAACUUCCUGGAUCAACUCCAAAAGUAAUCUUCUCUAAGCAGGCUCAGUCCCCACCAUUGAUAACUUUUUACUAAGAAACAAUCAAAUCAACCACAUUACCUGCACGACAGAGAUAAUGAUGUAAACUUUUAUUAUAUUAAAGCAUUUAAAUGAGAAGUAGAAAUAAAACCGAGCUGCACUGAUUUGUACUCAGUAGCUUCAUAUUGUUCAUUAAGCUGCUUUCUUUAAGGGGGUCACCACACCGGAUCAUUAACCUCAAUCCGAGCUUUGGCCACUUUGUUGUGGAAUUAUCCUGAUCUGCAUAAAGACUUUCUUCCUGGGUUCCUGACACAACCCUUUGCAUUUAUCUGGCUAAAUCAGCUGUGAAUCAUAAAAAACAAACAAACAUUAUAAUAUCAUUAAGUACAAACAUUUCAAACCAAAGCUAAUAUGCUUCUAAAAAUUGGGACAGUUUAGUACUUCAUUAAAAA
Oreochromis niloticus (Nile tilapia) is the source of this 2070-nucleotide messenger RNA. RefSeq names its product glycine N-acyltransferase-like protein 3. Lineage: Eukaryota; Metazoa; Chordata; Actinopteri; Cichliformes; Cichlidae. The record is from RefSeq and is a predicted model, not a curated record. The transcript is spliced from 5 exons. Gene Ontology annotation, molecular function: glycine N-acyltransferase activity. Gene Ontology annotation, cellular component: mitochondrion. Bases 160 to 996 code for a protein of 278 amino acids.